This is a messenger RNA of Trichosurus vulpecula (common brushtail), 7656 nucleotides long. RefSeq names its product chromosome 7 C6orf89 homolog (gene C7H6orf89). Gene Ontology annotation, cellular component: Golgi membrane; nucleolus. The transcript is spliced from 9 exons. The record is from RefSeq and is a predicted model, not a curated record. NCBI's taxonomy places the organism in Eukaryota, Metazoa, Chordata, Mammalia, Diprotodontia, Phalangeridae. The coding region runs from base 292 to 1371 and encodes 359 amino acids.
GCAGUUCUCGCCAAAACCCGCAGGGCGGGUCGUUACCGCAAGAAGCCAUUUUUUGUUUCCUUGAAUGUGCGGACGUUUGGCGGCCGGGGAAGGAGGGCGAGUUCGCAGGAAGGGAGAGCUGGAGGGGAAUGGUGGCUGAAUCCCGGUCGCGCGACCGGAAGUCUAGUGGAAGCCGGAAAUUGCUGGGGGGGCGGGCCUCCCAGCCAAGCGGCCCGGGCGAUCUCUCCAGGCUCCCGCAGUCCCCCGAGGCAGGAGGCAGCCCCGGGGGCGCGGGCUGAAGCGGGGCUCUGUAUGGAUUUUAUAUUGGAAGACAUGGAUCUUGCUGCCAAUGAGCUCAGCAUCUAUGAUAAACUUUCUGAGACCAUCGAUUUAGUGAGGCAGACAGGACAUCAGUGUGGAAUGUCAGAGAAGGCAAUUGAAAAGUUUAUCAAACAGCUGCUAGAGAAGAAUGAACCACAGAGGGGACCACCUCGACAUCCUCUGCUCAUGGUUGCUUACAAGGUCCUGAUCACACUGGGGUUAACCCUGCUCACUGCCUACUUUGUGAUUCAGCCCUGUAGCCCUUUACCACCUGAACCAGUCCUCUCUGGGGCUCACACCUGGCGCUCUCUGAUCCAUCACAUCAGGCUGAUGUCCCUCCCCAUUGCCAAGAAGUAUAUGCUUGAAAAUAAGGACUUUGUUCCUCUGUCUAAUUAUAAUGAGCCCCCAAGCGACGACGGAUACCCAGAAUGUGAUGACUGGUGGAAAACAGACUGCAACCCAAACAAUUCUACCAUCCCUUCUAACUGCACUGGCUGUGCAGUGCUUACAGGCCUCCAGGUGGUGCCACUCAUGUCAGAGUUACCCUCCCAAUUUGAUAAACUCCAGCCUCUGCUGAUCAAGACUGGACAGACUCUGACAUCCAAGGAGCUUCAGCUUUUUCAGUGCCAGUACCCGGAGUUGACAGAAGGGAUCUCAGAAGGAAUAUUAACCCGGUGGUGGAAUUGUUUCCCUCAUCAGCGUUUCCCUUUUAGUUUCCCGUGGAGCAAACCUCUGAAUAGAACAAACAUUCUACAUCAGCUUUUCCCUGUGUUCAAUUCCUUGCCAUUUCCCAAAGAUGCCUCCUUGAAAAGCUGCUUUGUCGCCCACCAACCACCUGUACUAGGGAGUAAGAUGCGUGCAGUUCAUGACCUAUUUGUCAUCGGCAGUGGUGAGGGCAUCAUGUACCUCACUCCUCCUGUUGAGUGCAGAAGGCACUGUAAUACUGUGGUGAUGCAGCUGGAGCCAGGGGACAUCGGCUAUGCCAGUGUGGAUUAUUGGAAGAUAAGUGUUGGGCCAAGAGGAACAGAGCCCUUGGUGAUCUGUGAUGGAACUACCAACUCAGAAAUGUAGAGAAACAGGAUUCUGUCCCAGGAGAACCUGGUAGAGCUGAAGAGAAGAUCAGGCUGCUCAGGCUAAAUCCUAUGUUCCUGGUGAGCUCCAGAUUGUCUGACUCCUUGGAGAAUUCUCAAGAAAAGGGAACACUCAAAAAGAUGGCACCCGUCUGACCUGACAUCUGGCAGCUGAGCCCUACCACUGUCCCACUGAAGGGGCUCUGCAUAGAAAAAAGGAGUAGAUUCUGCCCUUUUUGCUAACUCUAAGUUUACAACUUUCUGCCAUAGAGGCUACAAGACCAUCCUCCUGAGAGCAGAGCCCAAGCAUAUUUAGGCCCCUCUCUCCUGACUCUCUCUCCUAUUUAGGCUUCUGUAUUUUACAGAUCUAUAAUAGAGGCUCCCUCAGGGAUGCUUUCAUCAUUAUCCUCAGUAAUAUUGACUAUAGAGUAGCCCACGUUAGCAAGAUAAACCCUGAGCAACCAACAUGUCCUCAGAUAGCAUACUUAGCAAGUAUACUUCUUUCCCAGUAUCCUUCCUAGCGACCUUAGGAACUUCAGACACUGACUAGAGCAUGAUGGUAAUUUGAUUGGGCAGUUCCUAGGGGCAGUAUUCUCCCAAAUUGUUCAGAUUCUAUUUUUUUUUCUUCUCUUUUUCUUCUGUAUCUGGUUUUUUUCUCAGUAACACAUCUCAUAAUCCCACCUGUGUCAAGAGAUUCUGUUUUGCUUUACCAAAAUGUCUUUCAGAGGGAGAGUAUUGCUAAAGUAGGCCAGCCUGGGAAGCAGUUUGCUUCCUGGCCUUGAUCUUUAGGAUUUGAAUUUCUUCUAUGAAAGAUGGUUUACAGAUGUGUCAAGCUGAUGUCAUAGUGUGGUUAGGGGAGGAACUCAGGACAUGCGUUGUUGGCUGCCUAAUGUUGGUGGGGUGUGAGGCUGCUGUUUUACUGAGAAAUAAGGUGGGUUGUUGCUUUUUUUCAGUCUCGUAAAGCUGUUUUGUUUUCAUUGGGCAUUUGAGUCUAGUAAAAAAUUUUCUGAAAUGCUGUAAUUCAGCACCAACAAUACAGUGUAAAUGGUAAGGUUCAUUUCUUGUUCUGCUGCCUUUCUUGAAAAUGUUAAGACACCUACGGUACCCAGUGGGUAGGCAGGCCAUUGCUCAGAAAGAGACAAGACUAACCAUUCUGUGACUGUAUUUGGAGCUGCAGAAAGUCAGUGUCUAGAACGGAUCUUUUUUCUCGAGACUAAUGUUACUGACUAGAGAGACUAGUGUUGAGGGCAGUUCAUCCUGAUGUCCACCUCAGGAGCUGCCUGCAAGGCCUCAUUCUCAACAUCAGGAGAAACCCUAUAAAGCUCAAAGCUCCAGGUUCUUCUGUCAGUCUUAUGAAUCAUGUGGUCCCUUCUUUUCUACUUAACAUGAUUUCCUAUAUUAUAGUUCUACCUAUUGUUUUAUAAAGGGACAUAAGAAUUUAGAGUGGUAGUUCCAUAGCUGCUGUGUAGAUGAGUCAUUUUUAACCAUCCUAGAUUGUUCUUGAUAAACUGCCCUAGACUAGAAAAAAUAAUGGAUUAUAUUCAGUGGCGCCAUUGGUUAAAAGAAGCAGCCACUUUUUAUAUCAGUAUGUGAAAACUCAAACCAAUAUCUCCUUAUAGAAGAUACAGUCCUUUUAGAAUCAUGACUUGGGUAUGCUUUAGAAUUCAGAAGAGAAGGUCGGAUGGGAACUUAGGCAAACAUACAAAGUUCCUUGUGGCUUACUCCAUAUGGAGCGUGAAGGGGAAUAAAACUUAUUGACUCAGCUUUAGAUGUCUUUGGCACCUCUGGCCAAGUGUAUGCCCAUCUUCUCCCUGCUUUCAAAGGGCUACUUCACAACAAUUGUUCUGGUAGAUGGGACUCCUAGGUUUGUCUCUUGGAGGAGCUGAUAAGAACGUAGCCACAUCAUAGGCUCUUAGAGCCUAUUCAGAACUGAAAGGGACCUUAGAGACCCUUUCAUCCAGUCCCCAGAGAUUAUGGAAGAGAUGGAGGGGCCCACAGUGCACGGUGACUUGCCCAUAGUCACCUAGACAGUCAGGGGCAGAGGCACGAGUUGAACUCAGGAGCUCUCACUCCAGACCCCAGCUUUCUUCCUCCACCCAGAGGAGGUCCGACUAGAGCUCAAAGGCUCUGGGGAACAUCACAUUUACAUGAAGCAGUGACCUUGAAGGACUAAGCAAUGGAGGUCUUAGCAGACUCAUCACUAAACGGUGACCCACCAGGAUAUUCCAGUGGCUGUAGUUUUGCCACUUCCACAAAGGACCAUUGCAACAAGUUAUUAGAAAUAAUGUAGACCUCUAAAUUGUACCAUUGUUUUGAAGCUGUUUGAUGGUCUGAAAACUGUAAGUCUUAAGGACUAGGCUGAAGGCCCAUUUAAAUUUUACCAGUUUCAUGGCUUGCUGUGGCCAAAAAAAGCUUUGUUGGCCAGCCUUUGGCUGCUGUGCCUCUCUAUUCCUAGGCUGGUCCUCAGGAAAUAAACUUUGUUCCAAACCUGGGACCAUCUUCAAAGCCUUAUCAACCUGGGAAUACCUGCCUUUGUUAACAAUACCUUUGAGUUCACCUGGAGUCACCUCCAUGCCAUGGUGAAGCAUCUGCCUAAGACCUCUGAAAUUCACAAUUGGAAUUGACUGAGCCAGACUGAGUUGGCUGUUCCUGGCUUCUGGAGGUACAAUUAUCCAGAAAUGAGGUGGCCAUUGUACAGACUAAGCUGCACACUGAGACCUAUACGUGUUACAAGAUCAGGCUUUUGUUUUCUCACAGCGGAGAUAAUUUCAUCACUAGAAACUGUCUUUAUCUCUGACUGACUUUGGAUAUUAGCUACUUUAGUAUGGAAUCCGGUUAGUUCCAGCUUGGUCCCUUUUACUACAUUAAAUAUCUCUAUUGAGAGAAAAGAUGAGGAUGGCAAGGGGGACAUAUAGCUGGUUUCCAGAGCCUUCUACUUAGAAGAAUCAGGUCUAGGAAAAGACCUAAACACCUUGUCAUCAGAGGACUGACCACCAAGUGAUUUUCCUUUUUGACCAUAGCAACCCCCAAAAACUAUCCACUAAGGUGUGGGGAGAAGCGACCAUGAUCUGCUUUGGUGGAGAAAAGAACUGUGGUGUUGGAAAAUACUGAUUCUUAAGGUCACAGUGUUAGUUGGUAUUAGAGGACAUCUACAAACAGGACAUCUGCAGCUCUCAGAUGGCCACUGCCAGAGGCUUAGGUGAGCUUAUUUUACUUUUUUGUGUACCUACUUUUGUAUACCUUGGAAUUAGGCUAUCUGGGGGGAAAGGCACGGAGGCUCCUAAGCUUUAAAAUGUAUUAGUCAGUCAGUAGCAUUUAUUAAGUACGUACUAUAUGUCAGGCACUGUACCAAGUGCUGGGGAUACAAAUACAAAUAUAAAACAGAAGUCCCUGCCCUCAAGGACUUUACAAUCUAAUAGGUGAAGACAAUAUACAAAGGGAAGAAGCUGAAAAGAGGGUGGGGGGAAGAGGAUCAAAAAAAAUUAUUAAAAAUUGUUUUUACAAGAAUCUUCUAGGAAGGAAUACAAAGGAAAACAGGUGAAAACAGGCUCUUUGUCUUUUAUGACGAUCAGUUUUAAAUUUAAUCACACAAUAUGGUAGUUAGAAGAUGAGCUUGUCCAAGACAAUUCUCCAGACCCAGGUGCUUUCAGAUAUGUCACCAGGCAAGGUUAUGGCCCGGUUUUAGUUGUGGUCCUCUCAAGAUUGGUUUUUCAACACUCAAUUCCCUGUUCCCUUCUGCAAAGGAGGGGAACCUUCCAUGACCAGGGUCCUCUUCAGGACUUGAGGCAGGAGCAGUGCUUUCAAAACCAAAAGUAUCUUGCUAUAGGAAUGGCACUAGGAAGUCAACACUGAAAUCCAUAGCUUUGGGGUUUUUUCCCUUCUGUCAUUGUUGUAUCAUUUAAUAAAUGUUAAAAGGGUGGGGCUUUUACAGUUUUUAUACUGAUCAUUCAAAGUCUAGUCUCUUUCCUUCUCUUUCUCUUUUGCUUUACAUAGCUGAAAAAGGCCACAUUGGGAAAGGAGGAGAGUUGGUGAAGUCAGAGGUAGAAAGCUCUGCCUAGCCCUAGUUGCAUAGAGAUUUAACAGUACUUCCUGGCAGUUAGGCAAUGGGGUGUGUUUCUCCUUUGGAGCCUCUGUUAGAAACUGAAGAGAUCUCCUCACUUUUCAAGUUUUAUCAUCCCCUUUGCGUCUCCCAGUGGUGGUUCUGUAGCUUAACAGGGUUCUACUUCUAAAUUGCUUUGGAGGAUUUUAAAUUAAUGAUUCUUCUCAUGUCUGAUCCCUGAAAAGUUUAUACAUGAAACACUUAAGAGUCAGGGCCUGGAGGAAAAUAUGAGAGUGGGUGUACAACCUUUGAAGUUGAUGUUAAAUGGGAAGGCUGUGGUACUAUAAUAUACUUCUCCCCACUGCCAUCAGCAUUCAUUUCUCUACCCACUCUUCCCCCCCAAAAGCUGUUGCUCUUUGCAUGGCACUGAUUCCAAGAGACUGCAAUUCCAGAAUGUUUGUGUAUAGAAAGACAAAAUUUUAGAAAGAGACUCCUGCAAACUGUUGCACACCCUCCUUUUCCUUAACUUCAGCCAACUCUUGUCGUGGAUUGAAACGGUGAAGGCCUGAGCAACCUCUCUGGCAAGAUGGAGAAAAAUUUAGAUGGUGCCCAUCUGUCAGGCGAUCACACUGCCCCUUCAUCCUGAGGGAUUUGAGUCUUCUUCCCAGCGGGGCCUUGCCACACUAGGUUUUUUUAAUGAGAAAUUGUUAUUAAUACUUUUUGUUUUAACAUCACCUACUUUUCCCAAUAUAGCCUUCCCAUCCCUUCUCAGAGAGUUUUCCUUUAUAUAACAAUUUUUAAAGGGGAAAAACAUAAUUCAGGAAAACUGACCAGCACAUCAAAAAAAAAAACCUAGCAAGGCCACAGUAGAUCUGUAAACUAGGAUUCCCAAGUGGUUCAGACAGACAGACUCACCUCUGGACUCCAGGCACAACUUCAAGCUGCCUGUCAUGGUUACUAAAGUAUGGGAGUCAGGUAAGCAGAAUCUAUGGAAAUGGGAGGCAUAUAUUAACUAUCCUAGCAAACCUCUUCCUCACUGAGAUCCUGUAACUGUAAAAACAUUCCUGGGGAAGGGGAGUGAGUUUUGGAAGACUUAACAGGUGGUGUUUCUUAUGCACCACAUCCAAGUGCACCACACCCUGUGAGCAGUGAGGGCUUAAGUGCUAGUCAGCUAGUCAUGCUCAGAAAUCAUCCACCACCCAGCACUUCUAGACAUCUGGCCCCAUAAUGGCCUGGAUAAUGUGAGAGUUCUUUUGGUCUGCUAUUCCUUUCUCUUGAGACCUCAAAACUUCCAUGCUUUUUUAGUGAGGGUUAUUAAAUAAUUUUGGUAAGUAGAUACAUGUGGUAUUGUGAUUCUGCUUAUAUAAUUACCACUUCUCUACCUUUUGGUGUGUGUCAGUCAACAGACACUUACCAACUCACUGCUGCAAAGGCUCUUGAACAGAAAGAGGAAACAAGCUCAUGAAUGGUGAUGUUAGAAAAGGCAUCCAGUAAGCCACCUUUAUCCACCUACAGUGAGUGGCCUUUUUCCUGUCACUGUACUUGGUUCCCUUCCAGUCAGCUAGGUAUUGCCAACUUCCUGUUGUAAUCUGUGGUAUGAGUGACAGAUCAAUGGAAGCCACAGAUAAUCCCUAGUCUCAUUUUAAACAGAUAAGGCUUCAACCUUCUUCCCCUUCCAAAGCUACCUGAUCAGUUUUGAACAUGUGGCAAAAGCAGUGGGAUUUGCCCACCUUUUUCCUGCCCCUCUGGUGCCUGGCCUUUCUGUGGCAUGCAGAAUGAAGGAGAGGAAUUUGAGAAGCCCUAGAAAAUCCAGACUGAAUUAUCAGCCCCUCAGAAAUCAAGCAGGGAAGAGGGUACCUGGCAGGGAGUGUAGCUCCAGAACUGGUUUCUUCUGUGUGUUUCUAGGUCAGGGCCCUUGCUUUGCUUUGGAGCCUGGAAGCAGCUGCAGUUCAUUUUCAGUACUCUGUUUUGUUUGGAGAAGUUGGGUGUGUUGUGAAAACUGAGAACUUAGUAAGGUGGUAGUAAUUUGUGCAUAGUUAGUGACUUAAGUGUUAGAACUCCAUAUGCUAUGAAUAUUUGUGGUUGUUAAUCAAAUACACACCUAACAAAAUUUUAUUUACAGUAACUUAAUAUAUUGCAAACUUGUAAAUACUUUCAUCUUGUAAAGAAUGUAUGUAUAUAAAUCAAAAUUUUAUGUAAAGUUUGUUUUUACUUUUUGUGAUUAAAAUGCAUAUGGUGGUAAAUGUU